AAAACCGUGUGUAAAAAGGCGGGAUUAAGUAGCGCCCGUUCUCUAGGGUUUGAGUUCUUCUUCUCCUCCGCGUCUGUCGUCUGCGGCGUCCAUCUCUCCACCGAAGAUGGUGAAGGGUCGGCAAGGCGAACGAGUCAGAUUGUACGUGAGGGGGACUGUCCUCGGGUACAAGAGAUCGAAGUCGAACCAGUACGAGAACACCUCGUUGAUCCAAGUUGAAGGAGUGAACACGAAAGAGGAUGUCGCCUGGUACUGCGGGAAGAGGCUGGCGUACAUCUACAAGGCCAAGGUGAAGAAGAACGGGUCGCACUACCGGUGCAUCUGGGGGAAGGUCACCCGACCUCACGGGAACAGCGGCAUCGUUCGCGCCAAGUUCAAGACGAACUUGCCCCCUCGAUCAAUGGGAAACAAGGUUAGAGUUUUCAUGUACCCAAGCAACAUCUAAGUUGAGGUUCGUUAGAGUGAAGAGUCAUCCUUCGGAGAAGUUUGUUCUGUUUGAACAGAAAUUUUUUCCUUGUUAUGGGUUUGAAAAUCUUAUAUUAAAUUUUGGAUACCAUGUGCACUAUUGCCGUUUCCUUAUUUAGUGAAGUAGCGGAUGGGCAUGAAUAUGAACA
Messenger RNA from Nymphaea colorata (pocket water lily), 614 nucleotides. Its product is annotated as 60S ribosomal protein L35a-1. NCBI's taxonomy places the organism in Eukaryota, Viridiplantae, Streptophyta, Magnoliopsida, Nymphaeales, Nymphaeaceae. Gene Ontology annotation, molecular function: structural constituent of ribosome. Gene Ontology annotation, biological process: ribosomal large subunit biogenesis; cytoplasmic translation. Bases 107 to 445 code for a protein of 112 amino acids. Gene Ontology annotation, cellular component: cytosolic large ribosomal subunit; ribosome. The record is from RefSeq and is a predicted model, not a curated record. The transcript has 5 exons.